AAGAGUUUAGCGACGUCUUUGGGAGACAACAGUUCGCCAUGAGUGUGUCAAGGGCAUUCAAAGUGCUCAUCUCACAUCCCACGGUGCCGGCUCCGGCUUUGGAGCUACUCCGUUCCCGCGGUGCCGACACAAUCAUCUGCCAGAGUGUGCCACCAUGCAGGGAGGAGAUUCUACAAAAGGUGCCCGGUGUGGAUGCCAUUUACUGGGCGCAUUAUCAGCCCCUCAAUGCUGGAAUUCUGGAUGCAGCCGGCUCCCAACUGCGGGCUGUCAGCACCAUGUCCUCAGGCAUUGAUUUUGUGGAUAUCGCAGAGUUCAAGCGUCGUCAAAUUCCAUUGGGACACACUCCGGGAGUCGUUAAAAAUUCUGUUGCGGAUCUGGCAAUUGGAUUAAUGAUUGCAGCGGGUCGCAAUUUUCAUGCCGGCCGCUGUGAAAUUGAGACCUCAAGUUGGGUCACUGAGCGCAUAGAUUGGCAAAUGGGGCACGAAAUACGUGACUCGAUUGUUGGAUUCUUUGGUUUUGGAGGCAUAAGUCAAGCAAUAGCCAAGCGUCUGCAGAGUUGGGAUGUGGCCAAGAUACUCUACACAACGCGCACACGCAAAGAGAAUGAUGUGGACUUCAAGGCCGAGCAUGUGUCCUUCGAGCGUUUGUUGCAAGAGAGCGAUUUCCUUGUGGUUGCAGCUCCACUUACCGAUCAGACGCGCGGCAAGUUCAAUGCCAAGGCAUUUGAGCUGAUGAAACACAGCGCGAUAUUUGUCAAUGUCGCCAGGGGCGGACUUGUGGAACAAAAAGAUUUAUGUGAGGCUUUGAGAACGGGACAAAUUUUUGCAGCUGGUUUGGAUGUCACCACGCCGGAGCCUUUGCCCGCCGAUGAUCCUCUUCUGAAAUUGCCAAAUUGUGUUGUAUUGCCCCAUAUGGGCACUCAGACCUGGAAGACAACCAUCGAAAUGAGUCUCCUGGCGGCUAACAAUAUCAUCAAUGCCAUAGAAGGAAAGCCCAUGAUUAGGCCCGCAUAUUGAAAGAUUGAAA
This is a messenger RNA of Drosophila innubila, 1026 nucleotides long. RefSeq names its product glyoxylate reductase/hydroxypyruvate reductase. Bases 39 to 1016 code for a protein of 325 amino acids. Lineage: Eukaryota; Metazoa; Arthropoda; Insecta; Diptera; Drosophilidae. The transcript has 5 exons. The record is from RefSeq and is a predicted model, not a curated record. Gene Ontology annotation, cellular component: cytosol. Gene Ontology annotation, molecular function: glyoxylate reductase (NADPH) activity; hydroxypyruvate reductase [NAD(P)H] activity; hydroxypyruvate reductase (NADH) activity.